Messenger RNA from Yarrowia lipolytica CLIB122, 1164 nucleotides. RefSeq lists its product as uncharacterized. Gene Ontology annotation, biological process: ubiquitin-dependent protein catabolic process; positive regulation of protein ubiquitination; vacuolar transport. NCBI's taxonomy places the organism in Eukaryota, Fungi, Ascomycota, Dipodascomycetes, Dipodascales. The record is from RefSeq and is a predicted model, not a curated record. Gene Ontology annotation, cellular component: perinuclear region of cytoplasm; endoplasmic reticulum; Golgi apparatus.
AUGACUCGACACAGCAUGGAAUCCAACGACUCGAACGACGUGUUAUUCGACGCGCCCUCCAGUCCACGUGACGCUCUGGCUGCGGCUUUUGGAAGCGACUCAGAUUCGGACUCGGAUGAUGAACAUCAUCUCCAGAGCGGAGGACGGAUGGGACGUAGCUACAACCAGGUCGACACCAGCACACAAGAUGAUGACGACGACCUGAACCAUGACGACGAUGGAGGAGCUACUCUGGAGGAGCUGGCGCAGACGGAAGACCCCCAGUACGACAGAAGCAACUAUGCAGACGACCGGUUAGGGGGCUCCAACAACAACGGAGGCCAUACCCGGAUCCCUGGAGGUUUUCCUGAAGCUGGAAACACCGGUUCUGGAUCGGGAGGCAACGCUGGCUCCGGGUCCGAGGGCUCCAACGUGUUUUCUACCGGCUUCUUCAACCGUCUAUUCAACAGAGGUCAACUGCUGCCUACAACAGAACCUCCAGCAUCAUCUUCGCACGAUGGUGUGUUUUCAAACACUCAGGCCAAUGAUGACGACGAAGAUAAGCCCACUGACGAAACACCUCCUACCUACGAGGAGGCUGCUGCGGAUGCCACUCCUCCUUACUGGGCAACCACUAUUCUCCACCCUGGCUACGCGGAAGAGGUGUUUAUCGACGGACUUCCCGUGGGCUCGCCCAUUUCUUUUUUGUGGAACAUGACUGUAUCGUCCGUUUUCCAAUUCAUCGGUUUUGUUCUUACGUACCUGCUGCACACGUCGCACUCGGCCAAACAGGGCUCUCGAGCAGGCCUCGGACUCACAGUGUUCCAGAUCGGCAUGUACAUGCGAAACAGCGGAGGAAACCCCACUACAGACUACUCGUCAGUACCUGCACACCAAUUUGUGCCCUCAGACCCCAACAACUUCGAUGUACCCGGUUACGGAUCCAACAUUCCGGGAAACGCAGUCAUUCCGACCAUGGAGCAUGUGGACCCCACGGUGCAGGAACAGGAGCGGGCCGCUCAUGAAAAGAAUGUCUUCUGGUCAGGCAUUAUCAUGGCGGUGGGAACUCUUGUCAUUCUCAAAGCUCUGUGGGACUACUGGCGUGCUCGACGAAUGGAGUUGAUUGUUCUUCAAACUCCCCAGCACGUAGUGACGGAAGAAGAUACCCCCGAGACUGCUGUCUAG